Messenger RNA from Ornithodoros turicata, 2535 nucleotides. Its product is annotated as E3 ubiquitin-protein ligase DCST1-like. Gene Ontology annotation, cellular component: membrane. The record is from RefSeq and is a predicted model, not a curated record. Bases 75 to 2213 code for a protein of 712 amino acids. The transcript is spliced from 17 exons. NCBI's taxonomy places the organism in Eukaryota, Metazoa, Arthropoda, Arachnida, Ixodida, Argasidae.
ACUCUUCCUAUAGGUUGAAAGCAUUCCGGUUGUGUCGUGUGUGUCGAUGCAUUAUAUCCGCCCUAUGUCCUGGCAUGGAAUCUCGCGACACGUGGUUCUUCCUGAAGUUUAAGGCUACAAGGACGUGGAGUAAGCGACACGUGCCGAUUCCAAUACUAAAGUUCUUCUUCGGUGAGCCUGGAACAUAUCGUUGCCUCAGGGUUUUCUUCGGGUUCGUCUUCGGUUUGUUCAUGGGAACAUUCUUCUACAAAGAAAUUGUUCGCAAGAUGUUCACCACUGAACUGACGCUUCGAGUCAUGGGUACGACAGUUGUUUUACUGACUGCUGUCGGUUAUGCAUCCUCCGCAAGAGCCCGAGCCAUAUCUUGGCUCAUUGUACCAUUUCUCUGCGGCAGAGCUGGUCGAACCAUGUUGGUCACCAUCAGCGUUUCCCUCGUGCUUACCGGUCCGCUUGAGAGCAUGAUGCUUAACAGCAAGGCUGCGGUAGAUUCUUUCAUGUGCCUGGGAGCCCUCUCGUUCAAUCACACUAAGGAGAGACUACUUCUGAUGUAUAAACCCAUCAAGCGAAUCAUAUGGGAUUUUGAUAAACAAGCCAAAGUAAUCCACAACGCUACGUCACAAAUAGACAAAGAAGUACAACCAAUAGAAAACGAGAUAAGCGCUGGAGAUGAAGUGAAGAAGCUGGAGGCCGACGCGGACUAUGUUGAUAAAGUGUCUGAUUCCGAGUCACGCACUCAGCUAGUGAGAGAUAAGUACACGAACCUGAGCAAAGAACUAGAACUAGGCAAAGAGUACGAGGAAGAUUAUGCAAAGAAACUCGAAUUGCGCUGCGAAGGAAUAUUCUCCCAGGGAGUUAGAGGCUGUCGCCUCGCAUUCAAAAAGGCUGAAGAACGUUGUUUUGAAGCGCUCUGGAUUCUUGGGUACCUUCUGUGUUGGCCUAUGAAACUAACAAUCAUCUGUCACCUUGUGAGCACAUUUUUGGGCAAGCGAACCUGCGACGGCUUGGAACCAAUCAACGCUGGGUUUGGACAGAGCAUUGCAGCGAUGAAAUCGGUGAAACGAGAAUUUGACAAGAAUUUUCGCGUCAACGUCCAGUAUAAGCUGGUCCUUCCUGAGGACGCCAUUAACCUGAUUAGCCCGGAUGAUUUGAAGAAGAGCGUCAACAAGGAGUUCGAGCGCCGCCGGAAACGUGUGGGAAUCGUUGCGACAUUUCUCAGCCGGGUGUUUGCUGUGGUUAUUGCUGGCGUUAUACUCGAUGCCAAGGGAUACGUCGAAAACUAUUGCGAUGACAUCACUUUUGACAACGUUUACGUCACCGAGUAUUUCGCUAAAAUAGACGAUCGCAGGCAAUUACAGGGUCUUCCGACGCUCUUGCCUUUGAAGAGAUACGAAGCGAUAGACGUGUACGACCCCACAACUCUGUCGUUGUCACGCGUUGAGUGGAACAUUGUGAUUAAAGGCUGCGCUUCGGAAGUGGUCCACAUAGUCUUCGGAAGUGUCAUGCUGGGUCUCGACCUGUUGCUUUAUGACGUCUUGGAUAUUAUACGCCGCAAUGCUGAAGUGAAGUUUGUGCAAGAAGGCUACCACCGCAUCGCCCUGCAAGUGUUUGGCACCGGUGCGGUGAGCAACCUUGUGCGGAAGAUCUUCAAAGAGUUUGACGUGGAGGAAAAGCUGGAACGAAUAUCCAGCAACGCACACUGUUUACCCAAGCCUGUCCGAACGUCACGCUGGUUGAUCGCGAAAUUGUACUUCACUUACGCUGCCAUGGUGGCGCUGGUGUUCGCCCAGAUGUACUCGCAACGGCUCAGAAGGGUCGUCUGCUCUUACUUUUACAGGAAAAGGGAGAAGAAGAGAGUACUUUAUCUCUACAACAAGAUACUGAAAAGACGUGUCGGGUACUUGAAAUACACGAGGCAUCGAAUUCGGAAGCUCGUGCGAGAACGAGAUUUCGACCUAAAUGUCGGCUGGUUCGAAUUCCUACGCAAGGUCACCCCGAGGCUGUACAGGGUGCUGCAAUUCUUGGGUAUCACCAAUCAGCGAACUUGUCUGGUAUGCGGUGAUCCCGAAAAUAGUGACUUUUACAUCUGUCCAACAACCGUUUGCCAGUGCAUGUACUGCGGUCAGUGUUGGGAUGAUAUAGGGAGGUGCUAUGCGUGCGAAGAAGAGCAAGAAGGCGAAUCCUCUCUCAGUGACGAACUUUUCCCGUUACAUUAAUCGCAAACGUCAUCAUCCAAGAAGCAGGAGAGGGAACAUCGCUUUUCUAGAUAUCGCCUUUGCGUACGUAAGGGAUGGCGUUGGUGGUUCUGCGCAUGCGCAAUACAUAGACAGAGCUUCGCGCAUUGCGCAGAACCGCUAUACGCUAUCCCUCGUACGCUAAGGCGGUUGCGUAUACGAUGCACUAAAACUCUCUAUUGUUACCCGAAUUUAGCGUUGAGUAGUCUACCAAGGUGUUUUCUGAUAUUACUUCCUCUGUGAGAGAAUACUGUUUCCUUGUAUACUCUCCUUGCAUACAUAUACGUUCUUUUUACCAAAUAUA